UCGGCCUGGGCCCAGAAGCCUUUGCGCCGCUUUGGCCUACACGCGUCGCCAUGCCCAAAUCCAAGCGGGACAAGAAGGUUUCCUUAACCAAAACCGCCAAGAAAGGCUUAGAAGUUAAACAGAACCUGAUAGAUGAGCUGCGGAAAUGUGUGGACACCUACAAGUACCUCUACAUCUUCUCGGUGGCAAACAUGAGGAACAGCAAACUGAAAGACAUCCGCAGUGCCUGGAAGCAUAGCCGGAUUUUCUUCGGAAAAAACAAGGUCAUGAUGGUGGCGUUGGGACGAGGCCCAGCUGAGGAGUACAAAGACAACCUAUACCAGGUCAGCAAACGGCUGAAAGGGGAAGUCGGUCUCCUGUUCACCAACCGCACCAAGAAAGAAGUGAAUGAGUGGUUCAAGCGGUACUCAGAGAUGGACUACGCUCGGGCUGGCAACAAGGCCGCCUUCACCGUCAGCCUGGACAGGGGGCCGCUGGAGCAGUUCCCCCACUCGAUGGAGCCUCAGCUGCGGCAGCUGGGCCUGCCCACCGCGCUCAAGAAAGGUGUGGUCACCCUGCUGUCGGAUUACGAGGUCUGUAAGGAAGGCGACGUGCUGAACCCCGAACAGGCCCGGGUCCUGAAGCUGCUAGGCUUUGAGAUGGCCGAAUUCCGGGUGACCAUCAAGUCCGUGUGGCACGCCGAGACAGGAAACUUUGAACAUCUGGGGAAGGAGACCGCGGACAGCACCAUGGUGGUGGAAGAUGAAGAUGAAGAUGAGGAGGAGGAAGAGGAAGAUGAGGAUGAGGACGAAGAGUAACUGGAGGUCUCGGAGGUGGACUGCGGGAUGCCCCCUCAAUCCAGGAGGGCUCUCUCGCUGACCUUGGCCAUUUAGAACUCUUUAUGGUCUUCCUUGGGGCUGAGAGGCAAAUAUUUAUUUUUCCAUAAACUGUUAAAAGAGGCAGGGUGGGAAUGGGGAUUUAAUUUUUUUAAUUAAAUAGAGCUUACUUGG
This is a messenger RNA of Tachyglossus aculeatus (Australian echidna), 989 nucleotides long. It is a transcript of the gene MRTO4, whose product is annotated as MRT4 homolog, ribosome maturation factor. Gene Ontology annotation, cellular component: nucleolus; preribosome, large subunit precursor. Gene Ontology annotation, molecular function: RNA binding. The transcript has 8 exons. Gene Ontology annotation, biological process: nuclear-transcribed mRNA catabolic process; ribosomal large subunit assembly; ribosomal large subunit biogenesis. The record is from RefSeq and is a predicted model, not a curated record. NCBI's taxonomy places the organism in Eukaryota, Metazoa, Chordata, Mammalia, Monotremata, Tachyglossidae. Bases 51 to 797 code for a protein of 248 amino acids.